AUUACUCAUGAGAGAUUUUUUACUACUGUCUGUCUCGGAUCCCCACCAAAGUCAAGAGAACACACAGCACUAGGAAGAACCUUCAAGUGGCACCUUUUGAGCCAUUGCAGUGUCAGCAACAAUCAGAAGAAAAUGCAAAAAUUCAUCUCAAUAGCUCAGAAUGCAUGGGAAAUUUUUAUAUCUGAAAGGAAGCCUGGCUGGAAGUAUCAGAUGCAGCUUUUUGCAGUUUGCUCUGCAGUUGGCUUCCUCUCCAGCUUUCUGCUCUUCCUUAGCAUGCACUUCUCCUUGGCACACCAUUCCUUGGGGCCCUUACUGAUUUCUGGAUUCAUCUGGGUUUUGUUUUCUAUCAUGCUCUUUUGUUUCAAGCACCUGCGCUGUUUCAGUGUUCUGUUCCUCCUUUCUUGUGGACUGAAAAAUGGCAGGGAUGCUCUUAUUACUGCUGGCACAGGUGUUGUUGUGGCCAGCAACAUUCAAAAUAUUUUUCACAAUCUAAAGGUUCUGGCAGACAGUAUAACCUGUCAUUUAAAGCAGGAGCAAUUCGCCUUGAUAAAAUAUUAUAUUGAGGCAAUAAAAUGGAUUUAUGAGGUGGCCAACCUUCCUGCUGAGGAACUUAAAGAUAUAGUGAUCCUAAAGCAUGAAUUCACACCAUCCUAUUCAAUUUUAGAUGAUGCAUUAAAACAAGAGCUAAAUGACACAGAGCAAGAAAUCCAGAGAAUUGCUAACCAGAUAUCUUUUAUGUUGACUAUACUGCCCUAUAUAGGUCAGAAAAUAUUGCCUGUAUUUGGGGUUUUUCUAGUUUCUUUUGGAACUGGACUCUUUAUCAAAAAAUUUGUGGGUUCUCAUAGUACCAAAUUUAAGAAUGCUUAUAUCACAAAACAGUUCAUUGCAUUUGAUGAGCAGCAAAAGCAACAGCAAAGACCCUGUCUUCUGCCACUUAACAGAAAAGAGAGGAAAGAUUAUGUGAUGAUCCCAUCCUUCUUCUUCACAAGAAAGGACAGGAAAAAAAUGCUGCGUUAUUUUCUCCCUAUAAUUAUUCAUCUUUGCAUCUGGCUUCUGUUUGCUGCAGUAGACUCUUUGUUUUAUUUGUUAAUUAUUUCUGUGAACAAAUAUCUCCAAGAAGUACCGGAUCUAGACAUUCAACUCAGACUCUCUCAGAAUAAGAAUGAGAAAAGCUAUAUAAUUUCUAUGAAAGAGCAUAUUGCCAAGACUGAUUCUUUCAAGAUCCCUUUGGUUAAGCAAAACUGCAUCCCUCAUCCCGAGCUUGCUCUCUCUACAACAUGGAUUCAGCUUGGAGUCAUCAUCUUCUUCUUAGUAAUUUUUGGGUUAUUCUCUGGCCUCCUGACCCAACUUAAAAUAUUUGUGUCAACUUCCUUUUAUCCUGAUACUGAGAUGAAACGGAUACAUUAUUUACAUGCAAAAUUACUCAAAAAAAGAAAAAAGCUACAAGAGAAAACUGAGAAGAACAUGUUUGCAAGAACGGUCAACUUUUGGUUUCCAAUACUCAAGGCAAGAGAGGCAGUGAGGAAGAAAGAAAGGAGUGUAGCAGAAUGACAGGAUGAUGUGAAAGAGACCAAGUGAAUCUUUGGAUAUGGCUGAGAUGCUUUAGCUCCACCUGUGUUUUGCAUCAUUUUUCCUAUAGAAUGUCAAUUGUAAAAUGUAAAAAUUUCACACUCAAAGGCUGUGUAGCAGUAUUUUGGAAAAGAGGCCAUUGUGGAUAGUGUGCAGUUCAUCACAGAUUGCUCUGCACUGCAUUAACAGUUGUUUUUCAGCUUGGGGUUUGCAUUAUCUGGUACUUGAGAAAAUCAUGGAUGAUCUGUAAUUCUGUCUAAAGCAAUAAAAUAGUUUGGACCUUUUAGAUCUACACCAGAAACCUCUUUGGACUGAGCUAACAGAGAAUGUAGUGACAGCAGCAGGUUUGUCUUCUUCAGGUUUGCCAGACACUGAAGAUAGAAGACACAGCAGAGGCUGUGCAUCCAUUGCCUUCUGGAAUGGCCAAGAACUGGGACUUAGAUGUUUCUAGACAUUUUUAUCCAUUUCUCAAGCCUCAAGCCCUUCGGCCUGGAUCUUCGCCAUCCCUAGUUUCUAGUCUCCUAUCUAGUCUCCCACCCAGAAUUCCUUACUUGGUCUUAGUCCCCAGUUCCACAUAUCUACAGACUGCAUCAUUAGUGCAGAUUGUUCAAUGCCUUUGGUAAUCAUGAGAGGUGAUUACCAAAUGUGUUGAUUUGACCAGGAAGAAGUGGGAAUUCUGGGAUGCUGUGGUCAAACCAAUGGGUGCUCAGAUUUUGAUAUUGGCACCUGAUGUGGCCAGUGGGGUUUGGACACACCUCUGAGAACACACAGGGGUUAAAAACCAAACCUGCAGCCCUCAGAAGCUCUCUUGGGACUUCGAGGCAAGGAGGUUGGAUCUUUUUCCCCCGUCCAGCUGCUGCUGCUGGGCAGGGGAGGGGCAGCCCUGCGGUAGGCCUGGACCUGGACAGAGAUGGGGGGUGAGGAGGCCCUUGAGGAUGGAAGGGUGGAGGAGCCCCAAGAGACAUCAGGCAGCCACCCCCCUCUCCCCAGGAGAGAGAGAGGGAGGGCCGGCGACGGAAUGUGAUAGCGGCCGGCCAAGGAGGAGAAGGGGGGAGUGCGGCGAGAAGGUGCCCGGCAGGGCAGCAUGGGAGUGCUGGAGCUCUGGGACAGGCAGAGACUGAAAUUUUUAACCCUUUCCUUACAUGAUUGAGACCUUGCAAAAUGUUGAUCCUCCUGGAGCUGGAUAAGAAGAGAGAUAAGAGAUGACAUAACAAGGACUAGGCCCGAGGGAAGUGGAGAAGACUGGCUGAGUGGGGGGACAGAUGAUGGAGUGGCCUUUUGGCUGGACUUUUCUUGUGUGGCCAUAGACUGAACCAUUUUUAUUCCUGUGACACAGAGACUGCAUUUAGGGGGAGGCAGUGCCUCAGAACUGGGAGGGUUCAUUGUGGGUACCCCUCGGCUCCAGGGGGUGAAAAAAAUGGGGGGGACAGAUGUCCCGAAGGAGAGACUGUGCCUUUUUGGAGUGAGAAAAGGCAUCCUUAAAAGACAAGCCUAAAAGCAGCUCUGGUCCAUGCACAGUGGUGAGAGCACUGGGCAUGGAAGGAAGAUGUCAUGAUGGCAAAGGACUUUCCAGGUGGUGCUGAGUGACAUGGAAGCACACGAGGUUUCAGCGCGUUUCCAGGGGUAGCCUAUGGUGCAAGGACUACUUUCCUCUUCAUGAACUGAGGAUUGAGUAUUCUAAAGGGUGGUGCUGGACUGAGAGUUGGUGAUUUGGGGGAAUGUAUUGCAUUGGGAAAUUUUGGUGGGGGGGGAGGAAG
This is a messenger RNA of Melospiza melodia melodia, 3326 nucleotides long. RefSeq names its product dendrocyte expressed seven transmembrane protein (gene DCSTAMP). The record is from RefSeq and is a predicted model, not a curated record. The transcript is spliced from 4 exons. Bases 133 to 1551 code for a protein of 472 amino acids. Gene Ontology annotation, cellular component: cell surface; endoplasmic reticulum membrane. Lineage: Eukaryota; Metazoa; Chordata; Aves; Passeriformes; Passerellidae.